Messenger RNA from Pezoporus occidentalis (night parrot), 885 nucleotides. Its product is annotated as mas-related G-protein coupled receptor member X1-like. Gene Ontology annotation, biological process: G protein-coupled receptor signaling pathway. The transcript has a single exon. The record is from RefSeq and is a predicted model, not a curated record. Bases 1 to 885 code for a protein of 294 amino acids. Gene Ontology annotation, molecular function: G protein-coupled receptor activity. Lineage: Eukaryota; Metazoa; Chordata; Aves; Psittaciformes; Psittacidae. Gene Ontology annotation, cellular component: membrane.
AUGGUGAUCUGUGUGUUUGGAAUGGUGGGGAAUGGGAUAGUCUUGUGGUUUCUGGGCUUUCGGUUGAGGCAGAAUCCUUUCACUGUCUACAUCCUAAAUUUAGCUGUUGCUGACUGCUCUCUGCUCCUCUUGUAUUUUCUGCUCAUAUUGGGGUAUUUCAACUUGACAAUAAUUUGUUAUGGUUUGGGUUCUUUUCUUCCUUUCUACAAUGGUUUCUUAGAUGCAGUUGAAUUACUGAGCCACUUGUUAGUCCUCAGCAGCCUGGGUCUCCUGACAGCCAUCAGCACGGAGCGCUCCGUCUCUGUCAUCUUCCCAAUCUGGUAUCGCUGCCACCGCCCAAAGCACUUGUCAGGCAUCGUGAGUGGGGUGCUCUGGGCCGGCGUUGCGUUUUUCAUUUUGUCAUAUUAUGUUUGCUCUCUCCUUGGUCAAAGACAUUACACACUGCUUGCAAGUGUGGGCAUUGUCUAUUCCGUGAUUUUGUCAUUAACGAUGUUGAUUUCCAACGUGUCCAUGGUCACGGGGCUCCGAUGUGGCUCACAGAGACGGCGCCUGGGGAAACUCUAUGUUGCUGUUGUGCUCAACAUCAUCUUCUUCUUUGCCUUAGGGAUGCCUUUCAGCAUAAAUUCUUUCUUUAAUCUUUUAUAUUAUGGUUUUCUAUUUCCUGAAAGGGUGACUCUGGUGCUGGCUCUGCUGAACAGCAGCAUCAACCCAGUCAUUUACUUCCUGGUGGGGAGCUGCCGGCAGCGCCGCUUCCAAGGCUCCAUCCAAGUCGCCCUGCGCAGAGUGUUUGAAGAGAGAGAAAGGAGCAAGGAGGAGAGCCCCGUGCCUGAGGGCAUCCCCAUGCAGAGCACUCCCCGAGGCUCUGCUGGGGAGGGGGAGGCCUGA